CGUUUCGCUGUCUUGUGUUAUUUGUGUAAUGUGUAAUUUAUUUAAAGUAAAACUCAAUUACCGUUCAUUGUCUCCAUAAAUUUGCCCAUAUGUUGAUAAUUCAAAAUAACAAGAAUAAUUCAAAACAUCUGUGUAAUCUUCUUCCUACUUAGAUCGUAAAAGGACUGGUGUCAAGCUUAUUGAUGCGUAUCUCAGGUGUUUGUUACAACAUAAAUAAAUGUUAAUAAUCUAGACAUCCAUUAACUUUUACAUGAAAAUGUCGAAAAUAAAGAAACUGACUGGCUCAUUCCGCUAUACGCAAUGGGACCCCUGUUUAAUUGUUUCUCAAAUAGUGGCAAUGCAGUCUCUCUUAUAUUUAUCUUUAUGCAUUAUAAUGGCUCUAAUGCAAGAUUUAACGGGAUCUACAAGGACUUUGGAUCACAUAUUUGAGUACCAUGAGAUCCAUGUACGAGAUAGUGAAGGGCGUUCUGUGAUAUUUGCAUUUGUACUGAAUGCGAUCUUAGCAGCUUUUGCAUUGUGGACUAUUGUUGGCCGGACUAAGUUGUGCUUAGACUUUAGUUGCACCUUCUAUGGAAUCCACUUACUCAUCUGCUGGAUAUAUAACUCAUCCUUUCCCACCACAUUCUCGUGGUGGGUUCUGAAUGUGUCAUGUGCAUCCAUUACCUGUGUAGCAGGAGAGUUCCUGUGCCUUCGUACUGAGUUGCAAGCGAUACCUCUAAGCAACAUAGGUGCCAAAGUGGACUUAUGAAAAUUAGCAUUCUCCGAACUGUACAUACUUUAUGAAUCGCAGAUCUCUAGUUUAGUGAGGCUAGCUUGGUACAAAAUUAUUACUUUUUUAAAUGUGUAAAACUUAUUAUAUAUAUUUGGAAUAUGAAUAUAAGCAAUAAAAGUGCUUGAUUAACUGAGUUGGAACAAACAUGCAUGGAAGUGUAUAACUAUUAUUACAUUGAAACAAUUUUAACAGGUACUGAUUUAAAAUAAUGUUUCGAAUAUGCACG
This is a messenger RNA of Chilo suppressalis (striped riceborer), 998 nucleotides long. The record is from the annotation of a GenBank genome assembly. Lineage: Eukaryota; Metazoa; Arthropoda; Insecta; Lepidoptera; Crambidae.